GUGUCGUCUGUCUAAGUUUAAUUUCGGCUGAAUAUAAUCAGAGACACUUAUAUUAAAAAGACUUUGAUAUAAUUCGAAUUUUGAACUUUGAGCUCUGAAUUGAAGGAAUGUGUCAAGCCGAGAUUUUACUAACAACAUGUGUUGUUUCUGAAAUUAAUAAGUAAGCAAGCUAGCAUGUCGAGUGCUUGCAGAACUCGUCCUGUGACAGGAAGAGAACAGUUAACGGUAGUGUGUAUUUGCUCAGCGAGGAGUUGAUCUGAUGGAGAAGCUGGCAGUCAGAAUGAACAGAGUUGGGGACUGAUGCCAUUUUAUUGCCCAUGGUAGUAAAUUGAUAUUGAACGUGUGUAAAUUGAGUUAGUCCGGCAAACUGUAACAGAAUAGUCUUCAAUAUGUUUCGGAAAAAAAAGGAUUUAUCCAAGACCCCUUCAGUAUCAAAGAAGGGCAACGUUAACGCAGGAAAUUCCGGACCUCAUAGCCCGUCUCUGUCCUCUCUGCAGGAGCAGUCCACCAGAGAUGUCGUGGAUGGCCCUCUGUCUGCCUUGCCUGGCCCUCUGGAUGCUGUCUCCAUGUCGUGCCCAGGUACCCCGUCUGCCCCGCACAUCAAGCUGGUGAGCUGCGCAUCGCCGGUGGCCACCCUGAGACGGCCCACGGCCCUGAGCAGGCACGCCAGCGCGGCAGGCUUCCCCAUGCAGACGGCUGGUGCCUGGGCCUUCAGCCGGGGGCACGGACGAGGCCUGGCCCAGAGCCCCACUACGGAGACCGCAGAGGGGGGCACCGCCAUCGAGGUGGAGGACAUUCCGCCCUUACUGCGGGAUGUAGCACGCUUCGCUGAGGCUGUGGAGAGGCUGAAGGAUGUGGUGCUGGGGGAAGAUAAGGACGAGUCCAGGCGUGGCCCUGCACAUGAGUGCCUGGGUGAGGUGCUGCGCGUCCUGCGGCAGGUCAUCAGCACUUACCCGCUGCUCAACACCGUGGAGACCCUUACAGCAGCUGGGACACUCAUCUCUAAGGUCAAAGGGUUCCACUUUGAGGCCGCCAAUGAGACCGAGAAGAAGGACUUUGAGAAGGCCAUUGAGACCAUUGCUGUUGCAUUCAGCAGCAAUGUAUCUGAGUUGCUGAUGGGGGAAGUGGACAGCAGCACCCUCCUCUCUCUACCUCCUGCAGAGAAGAGCAGGUCAAUGGAGAACCUGUAUGGGGGAUUUCCUGGACAAGGGUUGGAUUCACCAAGAAAUGACCAGCAGGAGUGCUGUAUGAGGGCGGAGCAGGUGGAUGUUCUGCUGCAGCGUAGUGAGGGGGGCGUGGACUCGGCCCUCUCGUACGCUAAGAGCAUCGCCAGGUACCUGAAGGAUGUGAUCAGCUACGUGGAGAAGAGAAUCACGCACGAGGUGGACUUUGCCAGGAAGAUGCAAAGCCUCUACCAGUCCUGCAAGGACAGCUUCACUAAGCCCCACAUGCCACUCUUCUCCAUCUACUCUCUGGCCCUGGAGCAGGACCUGGAGCAGAGCAUGGGACUAAACAUGCACACACAAACCUUCAUACAGCCUUUGUUGCAGCGCAAGCAGGAACAUGAGAAGAAACGCAGAGAGAUUAAAGAACAGUGGCAGAGAGCCAAGAGGAAGCUGGUGGAGGCUGAGAGCAACCUGCGUAAGUCCAAGCACGCGUACAUGGCUCGCUGUGAGGAGUACGACAAAGCGCACAGCGUGGUCCACAGGGUGGAGGAGGAGCACAGCGGCUCGGCCACCAAGGGCCUCGACAAGAAGAGGCGACUGGAGGAGGAAGCACGCAACAAGGCCGAGGAAGCAGAGGCCACAUACCGAACGUGCAUCGCUGACGCCAGCACCCACCAGCAGGAGCUAGAGGACGUGAAGGUGAACGUGUUGCGGCAGAUCCAGGAGCUCAUCAAACAGACGGACCAGACACUCCGCAGCUGCACUAUCUACUACUACCAGAUCAUGCACAUGCAGACGGCGGCGCUGCCGGUGCACUACCAGACGCUGUGCGAGAGCUGCAAGCUGUACGACCCGGGCCAGCAGUACGCCGCCCACGUCAAGAACCUGCCCCUCAGCCAGGAGCCGCCCGCCACCUACACCUUUGAGCGCUACUCCGACACCAACCAGGGUUCCGCGCGGGUUCGGAGCCACAGCGGCUCAGACAGCACCCCAGCAGCAGGGGAGUCUGGCUCUGGAGAUAUGGCCAAGCAGAGGAGAGCGGGGCGAGACCAGUCCCAUAAGUCGUGGCCCUCUACCCUGAGUGAUACGGACAGCGUGGGAGGGGGCAGUGUCCCGGGGUCCCCCACCACCAGCACAGGUGACAUCACUAAAGCCCAAAGGCCUGUUUCCGCGGGAACCCUAUCAUCUAACGAAGAUGCGGAGGAAGCGGAUGGAAAUGUGGCCUCUUUUGAACGCAUGAACGGGAUGGAACCGGAGAUUGCCGUCCCCACUGGACCCUUCCGGAACGUGGGGCUGUCCAAGGCUGCAAGGACGCAUCGGCUACGCAAGCUGCGGACUCCGUCCAAGUGCCGAGAGUGUGACAGCUAUGUGUACUUCCAGGGAGCAGAGUGUGAGGAGUGCUUCGUGGCCUGCCAUAAGAAGUGCCUGGAGUCGCUGGCCAUCCAGUGUGGACACAAGAAGCUGCAGGGCCGGCUGCAGCUGUUCGGCCGCGACUUCUCCAGCGUGCUGCAGGGCAGCUCGGACAACAUCCCCUUCAUCAUCAAGAAGUGCAUCCUGGAGAUCGAGAAGCGGGCGCUCAAGAUGAAGGGUAUCUACCGUGUGAAUGGGGUGAAGACGCGCGUGGAGAAACUGUGCCAGGCCUUUGAGAACGGCAAGGAGCUGGUGGAGCUCUCUCAAGCUUCCCCUCAUGACAUCAGCAAUGUGCUCAAGCUCUACCUCAGACAGCUGCCGGAGCCCAUCAUUCCGUUCCGCAUGUACAACUGCCUGAUGGGGCUGGCCAAGGAGAGCCUGCAGCAGGCCGAGGGCUCGGAGGGCGGGGACGCAGGGAAGCCGUCGGAGCUGGUGGACCGCGGGCCGGACACGGAGCCAGCCGUGGUGGCGCUGGUGGAGAAGCUCCAGGCCCAGCUGCAGGAGCUGCCGCAGUCCAACAUCACCACGCUACGCUACAUCACACGCCACCUGAACAGGGUGUCGGAGCUGGAGCAGGACAACAAGAUGAGCCCCAGUAACCUGGGCAUAGUCUUCGGCCCCACGCUGAUGCGCCCCAAACCCACGGGGGCCACCGUGUCCCUGUCCUCGCUGGUGGACUACCCGCACCAGGCGCGCAUCGUGGAGGCGCUCAUCGUCUUCCACAAGCAGAUCUUCAGCCAGGACGCCGGGCCGCUGCGGCCCCCCUGCCCGUCCUCCUUCCUCCACAGCCAGGCGCAGAAUGGUGGAGAGGAGGGGAGGCAGACGGAGCCCCAGGAGGGAGAGGAGGAGCAGAGCAGAGCCGACCCAGAGCAGUGCUGUGGGAACUCUCUCGGUUCGUCUGGCUCGAGGGAGCGCUCUUUGGACUCGGACUCGGAGCUGGACGAGGUCGUGAGGAGACCCCGGCGGCGCGCCCCUCUGGUCAGCCAGGAGAGCGAGACGAGCACAGAGGAGGACCAGCUGAGCCCGCGUGUCAGCCUGGACCUGUCAAGUGCGGUUCCAGAGACGAUCCCAGAGCAAUCCCCCAGCCACACGGAGUCCGAGACGGCAGAGGCAGAGGCAGGGCCAGGGACGGCCGUCUCCGACAGCACAGACACAGACAGGACAGUGGAGGACUGUCCACAGACUGAAGCAGAGCUGGCCUCUGCUGAGUAGGAACUGGGCGCCAUACUCCUGUGGUUUGGUGUCCAGCACAGGUUCGUUGUUGCAUCCUAAAACCACACUUCCACAUUUGGUGGAUUUAUUUUGAAGUCCUCGUUGUAUUGGCACUCUACUUAAAAUGAAUGUGCUUGCUUCACAAGCUUCGUCAUUUUGCAGAUUACAGUAGUACACUGGAGUGCCUUUUUUAAGCUCAGGUUAUCUGUCUCAAGAGUGCAACAAUGGAAGGCUGUUUUGGAUAUGACCAGGAAAUGGACUUCAACCAGUUUUGUUAGCUUAUGGAAGAGGCAGGUGUAUUACCACUGAGUAGACCUACUACAUGUGCCAUUUUCUGUGUGCUUUCUUCAAAAAUUAUGUGUGUGGAUUUUUUAUUAUUGUUUUUAUGAUAAAACUGGAAUUUUACUUGUGUUAAUGUUACAUCAUUCAAACAGAGAGUUGCAGAAUAUCUGAAAUGCAAUAUCUUUACCUAGGAAAGAAGCAUUUUUAUUUUCAUUUAAGAUGACCAUUUGAUCAUUGCACCUUUUCAUAUUCAGAGGCCAGGUAGUGCUACUCUUCUUAACCCUCAUUGUUAGCGAGAUGUUUAUUUAUGUUAUACAAAUUCAUUUUUUCAAGGUUAAUUGACUUCAACUAUACUUAAGAGUAGGAAAGUAUUAAAUAUUUACUUGAAAAUUCAACUGUACACCAGGCUUCAAGGAUUGAGAAGUAAGACACAAAAUAUUCCUCUUUUUGAAAGUUUUCUUAGUAAGGUAUUGAGAGCCAGUUACAUAAGGGAGCCAAAGACUGCUGUUGCACUGUUAAUAUGGUACUACUUAUGCAUGGGCAUACUGCUGUCAACACUGAUGUAAUAUAUUGUUUCCUUUUUUUUUUUUUUUUUAAAUACUUGAUUUCAGCAUGAUGUUCUUAAAUAUGGUAUGAUCGGAACAUUUUUUCCACAAUUCAAUGACGUAUUACUGUCUCUAAGGUCACAGAAAGUGGAUUUUAGGAAUCAGAUUUAACAUUUCCCCAUCACAUGGUAUUUGUUUCCAUUUAGUCCCACUACUGCUGGACAGAGUGAUGUAUUCCAUACAGUAGGUCACCAGACCAGGAAAUAUCUUUAAUCCUCAGGUGUGUUUCCUUGAAGUAUCGUUGGAUAGCAGAUGAAUCCCCUUACAUUCACGGGGUGGCAUCUUUUGAGAUAUCACAGCUAUAUUUUGGGGGUUGAAACUACAUCAAUUUAUACUUUAAGUACAUUGGCAAUUUUGAUGUGAUCACCAGUCACCCAUGUCUACUGAUAUGGA
Messenger RNA from Sardina pilchardus (European sardine), 5068 nucleotides. It is a transcript of the gene arhgap45a, whose product is annotated as Rho GTPase activating protein 45a. Gene Ontology annotation, molecular function: GTPase activator activity. Gene Ontology annotation, biological process: signal transduction; activation of GTPase activity. The transcript has 23 exons. Gene Ontology annotation, cellular component: membrane. Bases 390 to 3788 code for a protein of 1132 amino acids. NCBI's taxonomy places the organism in Eukaryota, Metazoa, Chordata, Actinopteri, Clupeiformes, Clupeidae. The record is from RefSeq and is a predicted model, not a curated record.